CAAUAUAAAAUGAAUUAUAAUAAAAUUAUAAAUGGAUUUUUACAGAUGAACUUAUCCGUCAAGUGACAUUACAUAGCACUGAACGAGGCUUAUUAUUAUUGAGAGUCCGAGAUGAACUUCGCAUGACUCUUUCAGCUUAUGAAACUCUUUAUGAAAGCAGCGUAAUUUUUGGAACACGGAAAACGUUGCAAGCUAAACAAGAUAUAGAAGAAACAGAUAAAAUAUUGGAAAAACUUAGAAGCACCAGAGAAACUUUAAAUCGACAAGUAGAAGAGCUUACUGCCAGAUGUACAAUGAUUGAAAAAAACGCUAAAGAAAAGCGAGAAACCGAUGAAAAGAACUAUACUAAUGAAAUACAGUUUUUGAAAAGAGUCAAUCAACAAUUGAAGGCUCAGUUUAACAGAAUCGUCGGUACUAUAAAAUAAGCAACGUAAAGUAAGAAUGAAUGUUAAAUUUAAAAAUAAGUAUAUAAUUUUUCAAUCUUGACAAUGUCUUCGUUGAAUUUAUUUUCUGUAUUUAUUAAAUAAAUUAACAGAUUCAUUCAUUAGUAGUGAUGAUAAUGUAAAUAAUUUAAUGUUAUUUCAAUUUGUUUUUCAAAU
This is a messenger RNA of Centruroides sculpturatus (bark scorpion), 599 nucleotides long. Its product is annotated as 33 kDa inner dynein arm light chain, axonemal-like. The transcript has 3 exons. The coding region runs from base 123 to 425 and encodes 100 amino acids. Gene Ontology annotation, cellular component: axoneme. NCBI's taxonomy places the organism in Eukaryota, Metazoa, Arthropoda, Arachnida, Scorpiones, Buthidae. The record is from RefSeq and is a predicted model, not a curated record. Gene Ontology annotation, molecular function: dynein heavy chain binding.